Messenger RNA from Anopheles stephensi (Asian malaria mosquito), 1128 nucleotides. RefSeq lists its product as uncharacterized. The record is from RefSeq and is a predicted model, not a curated record. The transcript has a single exon. Gene Ontology annotation, molecular function: catalytic activity. The coding region runs from base 202 to 1128 and encodes 308 amino acids. NCBI's taxonomy places the organism in Eukaryota, Metazoa, Arthropoda, Insecta, Diptera, Culicidae.
ACAUCAACCGCACUCAGCCUCUCCACAGCACACCUUCCUCUCCUGGACACAGUUCGGACUUGACUUUGAUCCACGCUACACCACUCACUUCACUUCCUCAUCCCGCUCCCCCUAGCAAGCGUAAGAGAGUCCUAACUUGUAGUCCCCAUCAGCAAACAUUGGACCAAUUCUUUCGUGCAUAAUUCGGCGCCCAGGAAAAAAAUGUAUGCAUACUAUCAGAACGUGCGGGGUCUCCGCACAAAACUUAUUAACUUCCACCAGGCCUUUGCUGAAUCUGACUAUAACAUAUGUGUCCUGACCGAAACCUGGCUUGAUGAUUCGAUCCCAUCGUCGCUUCUUUUCGAUGAAAACUUUAUCAUCUAUAGAUGCGACCGCAACAAUAGGAAUAGCAACCUUUCGCGUGGUGGUGGUGUGCUUAUUGCAUGCUCAUCACAACUUGCGGUCUCGUCGAUCUCGUCACCAUGCGCAUCGUUGGAGGCGGUGUGGGUUCGCAUCAACCUGGGGACCUCGCACCUGUACCUUGGAGCCAUCUACUUUCCGCCAUACAGCAGCUCAUCCUCAUCUGUAAUUGAUGAUUUGAUGGAGGGCAUCGGUGUAGUCCUGGGGCGCAUGCGCUCCGAAGAUAAAAUUAUGAUUUUUGGCGACUUCAACAUGCCGGGCAUCUCGUGGACUGCUGAUCCCCAUAAUAAACUGUGGUUUUAUCCUUCCGAUUUUAGGCAGCGGGAUACGACGUUCAUUGACGGUCUGAACUUUAACCACUUGAAGCAACUCUCAGGGGUAACUAACGGUAACGGACGUCAACUGGACCUGAUAUUUGGCAAUUCCGCUGCAGCCGCGAUCUGUGAUUCAGUACACCGAGUGCCUUUGACGAUUAUUCCUGAGGACGCUUAUCAUCCAGCAUUGGAGACGUGCAUCACCGUCAUCGCGUCGCCCUCUGAUCGUCCGUCUCGUUUAGUUUUGACGCGUGAGCUGAACUUUAGGAAGCUCGACAGCAGAAAAUUUAUUCGUCUCAUCUCGACAUACGACUGGAGCUCCCUGGACGCUGCACCUAGUAUUGACGAGACGCUCUACCCUGUCGAACCUUAUGUCGUUGAUGAUCGAUCUGUUUCCGCACACAGUCGCUGGUAG